GUUAUUUGAAAAUCCAUCCAUCGAUGACAAAGAUAUGGGCCGGACACGAAAAAUGCGGACUGACCGACAGACAGACGGUUCAAAAACUGUAUGCCUCCCUUCGGGGGCAUAAAAAUAGGAGGUGCACAAGUUUAUAUCAUUAUAAAGAUGCAUGCAAGGUUUCAUCUAUUUAUAUAGAAUAAUUUUUGAGCUAGGCGCGUCACAAACUUUUCUCAGAUGGACGCACGCAUGCACAAGGCCAAAUCUAUAUGCCCCCGCCAUUGUGGGGGCAUAAAAAAUCCUGUGAACUUACUACAAUGAAUUGUAUAUUCUUCAUACUGUUAUAGGAGCCUCCAUGGUAGAGUGGUUAUGGUCACUGACUGAAUCACUUGCCCCUCACUGAUGUGGGUUCGAGCCUCACUCAGGGCGUUGAAUUCUUCAUGUGAGGUAGCAAUCCAGCUGGCUUAUGGAUGGCUGGUGGUUCUACCCUGAGGUGCCAGUCUGAUAAAGUAAUGCACAGAGAAGCAACUGGGAUUCUUUUACGUCAUAACACACCUCAGUUCACAGAUGAGAUGUGCGCAAAGCGUGACCAUAAAUCCUCAGUGCGCCUUUACAUAUCAAGCUGAACGGACGUGGUCUUGUUCAGUAUUGAUUUUUACCUAAAUCCUUGGUAUAGCGUACAUUUAUUAAUACAGGUAGGCUACAUGUUGGCCUAUUUGGGUUACGAUGUAAUCCAUACUGUUUAUUGGGCGUUGCUCAAUAUAUUUGUACAUUAUAUUAAAUUUCUACCUUGUAAUUGAGUUUAUGACGUUGUCGUAAACUUUUUAUCGUAUAGAUAAUUUGUACAGUUUUGUUACGGUGUCGUAACAGUUUCUAUAUAUUAUCACAAAAUCUUCUACGUAGUAAGCAGAAAAUUGACAGUUCCUGCACAUAUUUUGUGUACGUAGUAUACAAUUUAUACAUGCCGUGCGUAAAUUGAUGACGUAGUGCACAAAUUUACCACAUUUUUUACACAGUAUUGUAAGAUGGCAGAUGCUAUGUUGCAGCAGCAAUCUGUGCAAAAAGAUGCAUCUACGGACACUACUACAGUUAGUAGACAGCAAGAAGGCUCCUCAAAGGGUGCAGGUACUGUUAGAGCUUCUGAGUCGGGUAAGCCUAGAGGGAAACAACCCGCUAAUCCGUCAAAAACUCCUCAUGUAAAGUUGACCACGGCGACUUAUUCAGAUGCAUUUAAUGCUGAGGCACUGUCCAUUUUAAGACAAAUGAAUGCUAACAUUAAUAAAACAAAUAAGACAGUGGAAGAAUUAACCAGUAGAGUUGAUGCCUUGUAUAAUGAUUUUGAUGGAGGUGACUAUGACUUGUCACAGGGUAAUGGAAAUGAUGACUAUGACGUUCAAGAUUGGGAGCAAGAUGACCAGUAUGCUCCUGAUGAUCAGAGGUCUUUGUCUGGAGAUGAUGAUGACGUUUUCAGUCGAUUUGCAAAGAAAUUUCAGAAGUCGGACUCUGUUGCUCCUGAGGUGUCUGAAAAAUUGGCUACUGUUGUCAACAGUACAUUUAGAGAGGGCAUGUCGGAUGAACAUUUUUGUGAUGUGUCUAAGAACAUUUUACGCCCAAGUAACUGUGAAGCCCUUAAAGAAACAAGAGUUAAUUCAGGUGUUUGGUCAGUUCUGAAGCCAACCACACAGACAGAGGACUCUAAGAUGCGAGGUAUUCAGAAUAGUAUCGUAAAAGCAGCCUGUAACAUUGUGAAAAUUAUGGAUAAAGGCAGUCAAAUGUUCGAUGAUGAGAUGUUAGUUUGGGGUACUGAUGCAAUUGGUCUUCUAGGACAUGCAAAUCGAUGGAUUAAUAUCCGUAGAAGAGACUUGCAUAAGAGGGAUAUGGAUCCGAAACUACACCACCUUUGUUCACCCAUGGUUCCUUUCACAGACCAACUUUAUGGUGACUCUAUGAUCAAAGAUAUCAAAGAUAUCCAGGAGCUCAAUAAGAUCAGCAGAAAUGUAGUUAGAGGUGGCAGUAGUGGACGCUUUAGAGGUCGUCAGUUUAGAGGCCGUAGGUUUCAACCUUACAGCAGACGAGCACCUUCUGGGCGUAUGAGAUCUGGUACUGGUAGAUCCCGACAAGGGAUGAGAGAUCAGAAGAAGUCUACCACUUUCCAGGCAGCCUAAUUCCUCGUGUGUUGAUGAAGCUGAGAGAGGAUGCAGGCGAGUGUAUUCUUGUAGCUCCUUUGUGGACGACCCAGAGCUGGUUUCCGGCUGUAAUGGAAAUGUUGAUUUCCAGUCCUUACAUUCUUCCGAAGGAACGGAAUUUACUGACGUUACCAGGAAUGGUGAAGGUACACCCUUUGUACAAAAAACUCAUACUGAUGGUUUGUCGCUUAUCAGGAGAACCCUCCAAAAACGAAACAUUUCAGUCAGGUCUACAGACAUUAUUAUGGCCUCAUGGAGGUCAGGAACUCAGAAACAAUAUAACAUGUACUUACGAAAGUGGUUUCAGUACUGUAAUCAAGAACAAAUUAAUAGUUUUCAAGCAACUAUAGGUAAUGUUACUGAUUUUUUGACACAUUUAUUUGAACUUGGAUUAACAUACAGUGCUUUGAAUACAGCACGUUCAGCUUUGUCUGCUAUAGGGAUUAU
This is a messenger RNA of Mercenaria mercenaria, 2612 nucleotides long. RefSeq lists its product as uncharacterized. Bases 1005 to 2144 code for a protein of 379 amino acids. The transcript is spliced from 2 exons. NCBI's taxonomy places the organism in Eukaryota, Metazoa, Mollusca, Bivalvia, Venerida, Veneridae. The record is from RefSeq and is a predicted model, not a curated record.